Chaetomium fimeti is the source of this 726-nucleotide messenger RNA. RefSeq lists its product as uncharacterized. The record is from RefSeq and is a predicted model, not a curated record. NCBI's taxonomy places the organism in Eukaryota, Fungi, Ascomycota, Sordariomycetes, Sordariales, Chaetomiaceae. The coding region runs from base 1 to 726 and encodes 241 amino acids. The transcript is spliced from 8 exons.
AUGGCCACCACUGCAACAUCCGGAUCAUUCCUUCUAGAUACCAUUGAUCCCUCCUUCGCCGAGGUGGUGUUGCCUUCUAGAUCCGCAUGGGGCGUCGACACGCACGCCAAAGUUAUCAAAUUCUUUAACGGCAAGAUCGACUUCGAAAAGGAGGUAGCAGUAGCCCUCUGGCUAGAGGGCCGUGGUCACAGCUACCGCGAAAAGGGGUCGUUUCUGCAACAUGGCGUUCACUCCUCCCUAGGGAGCCUGAACAACUCCUUCCCUCGCGAAUCAUCGCACCAGAUCUUCGCCCCUGUCAAGUAUGUCUGCCACAUCCUGAUCGUGUCGAACACCCGGUUCGGGUUGGUGUCGGUCGCCGGGGCCUCCCCCCGCGUUGCCGCCGCCGCUGCCGCCGCCGCCGCCGCCGCCGCAUCCUUUGUCCGGGCCUCCCAGCCCAAACAAAACCAACAGGCUCGCAGGCGGGCCAGGAAGGUGGCCCAACGGGCCAAAAAGAACGCCGCGAAAGCGGCAGAGAAAGCCGCGGCCGCCCCGGCCACCACCACCACCACCGCCACCACCACCACGCCCGCCGCUACCACCACCGCCGCUGCCACCACCGCCGCCACCACCGCCGCCACCACUCCCCCCCCCACCCCCGCCGCCGCCGCCGCCGCCGCCCAGCCUCGGGCCUCCUCUCUUCCUCCCGCCCUUCGGGGCAAGGCUGGAGAAGAUAUCAUCAUGGAUUAG